Tachysurus vachellii is the source of this 2250-nucleotide messenger RNA. Its product is annotated as deoxynucleoside triphosphate triphosphohydrolase SAMHD1-like. The record is from RefSeq and is a predicted model, not a curated record. Gene Ontology annotation, molecular function: dGTPase activity. Gene Ontology annotation, cellular component: nucleus. The coding region runs from base 157 to 1968 and encodes 603 amino acids. Gene Ontology annotation, biological process: dGTP catabolic process; regulation of innate immune response; defense response to virus. The transcript is spliced from 16 exons. NCBI's taxonomy places the organism in Eukaryota, Metazoa, Chordata, Actinopteri, Siluriformes, Bagridae.
CUGCUUCUGUUCCUCUUUCUUUUUGCGUUUAGCUUCUCUAUGCUUCUUCCUCUUUUACUUUCUUAACCAUUUUUGUUCACGUUGUUUUUGAAUAGGAAUUUCUCCUAGAGUGUAUUUAGGCUGUAUACAGUUUUAAGUCGAGGUCAAGGGGGAUCCAUGAAUCCUACAACUCCAUUUUCUCCUAUCCUCAUCCAAUUACCUUUUGGGGAUAAUCUCACAACAAAGUCGACUUUAAAAAGGUCUUCAUCAGAGGAAAAGCAGAAGAUCUUCAGUGCUAUGGCGAGUCAGACGAACCUGUGUGAGGAUGUGCCAUGUCCUGAGAGCUCCCAAAGCCCGAGGAAGAGAAAUUCAUCCAUUAAAGUACCAAUCAAAUUUACGGGGAACCUUGGAAAGGGAUCAGUUGGACAUGAGAAGGUGUUUAAUGACCCAAUCCAUGGUCACAUCGAGCUGCACCCCCUGCUAGUGAAGAUCAUCGAUACUCCUCAGUUCCAGAGACUGCGGUAUAUUAAACAGCUGGGAGGAGCCUACUUUGUGUUUCCUGGAGCUUCACACAACCGAUUUGAACACUCAGUAGGAGUUGGAUAUUUAGCAGGUUGUCUCAUUAAAACUCUAAGUGAAAAACAGCCAGAGCUUGGCAUCACGGAAGAAGACAUCCUGUGUGUUCAGGUCGCUGGCUUGUGCCAUGAUUUGGGUCACGGCCCAUUUUCUCAUCUGUUUGACCGCAUGUUUAUCCCAAGGGUCCGUCCUGAACUGAAAUGGGAGCAUGAGAUUGCAUCAGUGAAAAUGUUUGAGCAUCUGGUGAAGGAGAAUAACCUGGAGGAUACGAUGAUGAAAGAUUAUGGUCUUUCUACCGAUGACCUCAAAUUUAUCAAAGAACAAAUUGCAGCACCUUUGAACCCCUCUGUACAAGACAAGUGGCCCUACAGUGGAAGACCUGAGGAAAAGUCCUUCUUGUAUGAGAUUGUGGCAAAUAAGAGGACUGGCAUUGAUGUGGACAAGUGGGAUUAUUUCGCAAGAGACUCAUAUCACCUGGGACUCAAGAACAUCCCAGACUACCAGCGUUUCCUAAAAAUGGCCAGAGUGUGUGAGGUCAAUGGGAAGAAUGUCAUCUGUUCCAGAGACAAGGAAGUCCAUGAUUUAUAUGACAUGUUUCACACAAGACACUCCCUACACCGCAGAGCCUAUCAGCACAAAGUGACCAAGAUCAUUGAGGAAAUGAUAACAGAAGCCUUGGUCAAAGCCGAUCCUUACAUUCUGAUCCAGGGAUCCUCUGGAAAGAUGUACAAAAUGUCACAGGCCAUAGAUGACAUGGAGGCCUACACCAAGCUCACAGAUAACAUCUAUGAGCAGAUCCUGUACUCCUCUAAUCCAGACCUGUCUGAAGCUCAGACCAUCGUGAAGAAUAUUCUCUGCAGAAAAUUGUACAAGUGUGUGGGACAGACUAUACCUGAAGAAGCUCUUAAUUUGUCAAAGGAAGCAUUGGCCAAAGAAGUGGCUGAGUCCAAACCUGAUGACACUGAGGUUGUCCUGAAAGCUGAAGAUUUCAUAGUCAGCGUAUUUGGUAUUGAUUAUGGCAAGAAGGAGAAAAACCCCAUCGACAAGGUCUACUUCUACUGCAAGCACAACCCCACUGAAGCCUUUCAGAUUCGCAAGGAACAGGUGUCCAAACUGCUGCCAGACACAUUUUCUGAGGAGCAUAUCAGACUUUACUGCAAACAGACAGAUAAACUGGCAGAUGCAAAGAAAUACUUUCAGCAGUGGUGUAAGAAGAAGGGUUUGAAACCUCUGGAUGCUAAUCUUGUGGUUCAAGAAUUUACUCCUGCCAAGAAAACUCAAAAUGAAGAACAAGGAGAUGCAGAGGCUAAAGAUCGGGUAAAGAAAGCCCUCUUUUUAACACUAGGCAUGGACAACAGCAUUGAAGCCAAAUCGCACCCUGCUGGCAGACCAAAUGACCAAUUAUCCUGUUAAAGGUUUAAAUUGAUUAUAAACUGAUUACUGAAAAAUAUCUUACAGCUGGUGCGUUAAUAUUAUUCAGAAUUUUAAACUGACUUAAACUCUAUCUUGGUGUCAUAACGUAUAUACUUCCAUUACUUGUUAAUUGUAUUUAGGGUACAGAGGAAAAAUGUUGUCUUCUAUUGCUUUACAGAAUAAUUAUUUUAACUUUAAUCAUUUUCUUUCACAUGGUCAUGUAACAGAUUUACCUUCAUGUAGGGACUUUCUGACAUUUAAGACUUUCUAUUAAGUUUACUU